AUGGUGGGGGUCCCGCAUAGUACUGGCUGUGCAUUGUGUCGCGAAAGACAUAUCAAGUGCGAUGAAGCAGUUCCCGAAUGCACCCAAUGCCAGCGCUACGGCCGCACCUGUCCAGGAUACCGUCGCACCUUUCGCUUCCAAGACGAGGGUCCAAGUCUAAAGCGCCGGCAUCGCUCCACCACUCGUGGGCGAGGCCGCGGGGCUUCGACGGGCCCAAGCACCCCCAGCACUCCCGGUACAACCACACCCCAAAUCGAGCCAUAUGGCCAGUCCGAGCUCGGCGGUGCUGCAGCCGUUGUCCGCGCGAAUGCCAUUGCCUUGAUGCGUCGACACUCGUCAACGGUCACACUAGACGAGAAUGUGACGCCAUCACUCGUGCGCAAAACCUUUCGAGCAGCGCAGCCACAGUUGUUUCUAGACUUUAUCAGCGCGUCAUUUCCAACAUUGUACUUUCAUAACCAGUUUCGCGCCGGUAACGAGCCCGGCUUUGCGGAGUUCAUUGUGUUGAAUUUUGGUCAAGAUGCGUACCUGGACACGGCCAUUUGCUGCCUGAGUUCAGUGUAUUUGGCACAUCUAACCCAGGAUCCGGUGUUGCUACGGACAAGUAGGCGGAUGUACGGACUCUCCCUGAGCGAGGUGAUUCGUGCUCUGUCGAAGAAUGAGCAUGCUUUGUCGGAUAAUAUGGUUUGCACGGCUAUGAUGCUGAGUGUGUACGAGAUGUAUGCUCGAACAAGUCAUGAUGCAUGGGUCGUGCAUUCCGACGCCGUCAGACGGCUCAUGGAAAGUCGUGGUCCAGCACUACAUGAUUCCGGCUUUGGACGAUCAUGUUGGAUCGCUUUUCGAGGAUUUCAUAUUGCAACGGCUGUGUAUCAGGGAAAGCCGUGUUUUCUGGAUCAAGAGGAAUGGCAGCGUUACACGAUGCGAAUCAUGGCCGAGGAUGCUCAAAAACCCGGUGAAUGGUCGGCAUAUGCUUUUAUCUCGGAUAGGGUCUUCAUGGAGAUCGCCAAAUGUCCCCGAUAUAUCAGCGAGACACGAGACAUUCUGUCUGACCAGGCCAGGAUAGAGCGAGAUACUGUCGAGGCUUUGCUGCAACGGAUUAAAGAAACCACCAUUAAACUCCACACCCUCAGCACUGAACUGCGCUGCUGCAUCAGUGCCCACGGCCAAAGACAACAGGGCAUUGUCCGUCGCCCAGGUACAUUUGUCGGCCCGGUUCCAGAAAUUUUCCCUGAAACGGGGCCAUCGCUUCUCUUACGUGGCGCGGAGAAUGUCCUAGGAACACUCUGUCAGUUACGCGAGCGUCUGGAGGAUAAAAUUCGCUACCGUGUGAUUGAAGAACUCUCACCCGAAUCUGUCGCAGAGACGCCACCCAGUGAAGGCAGUACGACUUCCCAGUCUCCAACAACGACACUUGCCAGGCCGAGGACAUUCACCUUGCCCUUUCGUAUCUCCUCCGAGCUCGGACGCGGCCCAUCUCAGACAUCUGAUCGUAAUGAUCCCCAUGCGGUGAUUUGGCUGGACCGUGUUGCUUCAUCGAUGGGCAUGCUGGGUACGAGGAUUAUCGAAGAGAGUCCCAAUGUUGGCUAUGUUGAAGAAGAAACGUCGCCUGGCACAUCUACCCUCAGCUGA
Molecule: messenger RNA, 1629 nt
Organism: Penicillium subrubescens
Lineage: Eukaryota; Fungi; Ascomycota; Eurotiomycetes; Eurotiales; Aspergillaceae
Product: Zn(II)2Cys6 transcription factor domain-containing protein
Exons: 2
Coding region: 1-1629 (542 amino acids)
Biological process (GO): regulation of DNA-templated transcription
Molecular function (GO): DNA-binding transcription factor activity, RNA polymerase II-specific; zinc ion binding
Source: RefSeq, a predicted model, not a curated record